Phytophthora nicotianae INRA-310 is the source of this 1359-nucleotide messenger RNA. RefSeq lists its product as hypothetical. The transcript has a single exon. The coding region runs from base 1 to 1359 and encodes 452 amino acids. Gene Ontology annotation, biological process: regulation of DNA-templated transcription. The record is from RefSeq and is a predicted model, not a curated record. NCBI's taxonomy places the organism in Eukaryota, Oomycota, Peronosporomycetes, Peronosporales, Peronosporaceae. Gene Ontology annotation, molecular function: sequence-specific DNA binding; DNA-binding transcription factor activity.
AUGGCGGUGGGUAUCCCCACGGGCUUCGUGCGCAAGCUCUACCGCAUCUUGGACCACGAGAGCGCAACCAUCAUCAGCUGGGACGAAGGUGGCGUCUCCUUCUCCGUCCAUGACAGCGCUGCACUCGACGCGCAGAUUCUGCCACGCUAUUUCCGGGGCCGCCUCUGUGCCUUCCGCCAGCAACUCAUAGACCAUGGCUUCACACGCGGCGACUGCGAAGAGGACGACACCCGUGAAGAGUACAGACACCCAGACUUCCUCAAAGGACAGCCAGCUCGACUGAGUAAAAUCGAGCGGAAACCCAAGCGAAAAGCUAAAGCCGCGCGGAAAUUCAAUGGCGAAACUCAGAGUAAAAGCGUUGCAGCACAAAUUGAAACUUCGAAACGACCGAUAUCUCUCAAGGUGACACUCAAUGUACCACCGAGGGAAGGCAGAAAGAGGGACCGAAUAGAGACUGCAAUCAGUGAAAUACCCAAGAGAUUCAAGCCAUCGAUCGCUCAGACACCGUCAACUACCGCCAAAAAGGCCAAAAAUCCACUGUUUUCGGACGACCCAGAGACCGGAAUUCUGUCCCUAGCCAAAUUCGUGGAGGGAACUGGACUACUUCCGGCGAGUUCCGAUCUGCCAGACCCAAUUAGUUACCUCAAUAAGGCUGCAGAUACUGUCAAUGGGACGGCUCAGGGCACUCAGGUAGCACGGCAGGAAGUGGAAACGGCACCGACGGUCCCAAUGUUUUCGGACGAUAUGGUCAAGUCGGCAUUGUUUUUCCUCGUUUCGUCAUCGUGCACGGGAGUCGAGAGUAAUACCGCGGCGCCAGUGUCAACAACAAUGCCGACAAGUGCAUCGACACUACCCACGGCAAUGACAACGUCGACAACAAAUUUUUUAGCCUCACUACUUGCUUCUUCAUCGACUGGAGGCUCAACGGCGACACCGUUUGCAAAGGGCAAUAAUCCUCUGUUCAAUGAUCAAGCAACGGAUGGAGAUGAUGAUAGUAUCUGGAACAUUCUGGUAUCUUCGUCUGUAGACAGAGUACGCACCGCCAUCGGUGGAGUGGAGUCUCCACAAGAGAAAUUGAGACUGAUUCUGGAGGAACGAGAGAAAUUGGAGGAACAGCGAAAGAAAGUAGGGGCGCCAACGGGGCCGAUUGUACCGAAAAGCUUGGUGGCAAGUAAUCCUCCCACGACUACUGCGGUGGAGAACUCUCGGCCGCAAAGACAGCAAAACCCUUUGUUCGCAACGGACAACAGCAACAGCAGUGUUGGAGGUCAAGCCGAACCUGCAGAAGACGAUCUCUGGAAGCUGUUGAUGUCGUCUUCAAUCGAUUCAUUCAGACGGGUAAAUGAGAUGGGACUGUAA